GGGCCGCUGGAGGCCUGCUGAUUGGCGGUGGUGUGCGCCGGCCCCGCCCCGCCGGUGAAGGUGAGCGUCUCCUCCAGGCUCACCGCGCCGCCUGUGACGGACCGCAGCAGAGCGGAGCGGUCGCGCAGCGCCGCCAUGGCCGCCUCCAUCUUCGCCGCCGUCCCCCGCGCCCCGCCUGUCGCCGUCUUCAAGCUCACGGCGGAUUUCCGGGAGGACGGGGAUGCGCGGAAGGUCAACCUGGGCGUGGGCGCCUACCGCACGGACGAGGGGAAGCCAUGGGUGCUGCCGGUGGUGAAGAAGGUGGAGCAGAUGAUCGCCAACGACAACAGCCUGAACCACGAGUACCUGCCCAUCCUGGGCCUGCCCGAGUUCCGGGCCAAUGCCUCCCGGAUCGCCCUGGGUGAUGACAGCCCCGCCAUCAAAGAGAACCGGAUCGGAAGUGUUCAGGCCUUGGGCGGGACAGGCGCUCUGCGUAUCGGUGCAGAGUUCCUGAGGCGGUGGUACAAUGGAAACAACAACACAGCGACCCCCGUCUACGUUUCCAGUCCGACGUGGGAGAACCACAACUCUGUGUUUAUGGAUGCUGGCUUUAAAGAUAUUAGAACCUACCACUACUGGGAUGCUGCCAAGAGGGGUCUGGAUCUUCAGGGACUGCUGAAUGACAUGGAGAAAGCCCCAGAAUUCUCCAUUUUCAUCCUCCAUGCCUGUGCGCACAACCCAACAGGCACAGACCCCACUCCAGACCAGUGGAAGCAGAUUGCUGCUGUUAUGAAGCGUCGGUUCCUGUUUCCAUUCUUCGACUCAGCGUACCAAGGCUUUGCCUCUGGCAGCCUGGAUAAGGAUGCCUGGGCUGUGCGAUACUUUGUCUCCGAGGGCUUUGAGUUCUUCUGUGCACAGUCAUUUUCCAAGAACUUUGGGCUCUACAAUGAACGUGUGGGGAACCUGACUGUGGUGGGGAAGGAUGCAGACAAUGUGCAGCGUGUACUUUCACAGAUGGAGAAGAUUGUGCGCACCACUUGGUCCAACCCCCCUUCCCAGGGAGCACGCAUUGUGGCAACUACACUUUCUUCACCGCAGCUCUUUGCUGAGUGGAAGGACAACGUGAAGACGAUGGCAGAUCGGGUCUUGCUGAUGCGGUCAGAUCUUCGGUCUCGCCUGGAAUCCCUUGGGACCCCGGGCACCUGGAGCCACAUUACGGAACAGAUCGGCAUGUUUAGCUUCACAGGGUUGAACCCUAAGCAGGUGGAGUACAUGGUCAAGGAAAAACACAUCUACCUGAUGGCUAGUGGGCGCAUCAACAUGUGUGGCCUGACUACCAAAAACCUGGACUAUGUGGCCCAGUCCAUCCAUGAAGCCGUCACAAAAAUCCAGUGAAGCACCUGAACAACCAAACUUACAUGAAGUCACCAAAGCUGUAGUGCAUAGUCCGUGUCUUUUCCUGCUCAUGGCUUGCCUUUUCUCAUACCUCUUGGGGUUUAAUAAAGAUGGGAGUGGUAGCUCAAUCAGGGAUAAUUGUCUUUUGACCUUUUUGAAAUAUCCCUUGCAAUGUGGUAAGCCAGUGCCUCCAGGAGGGUCGGGGGCAGCAUGAGCUGCCUUGGGUCUUGUUUGACUGACAGCAGCAUGGUCCCUGGGCACUUAGAGCUGCAUCUUUAGCACAUCCAAAUCAACUCCACGUAACUGAUCAGUUUGAUCUAGGCGAAGUCUGGUGUCAGUGCAAUGCACUGUGGGUAACAGCCCAGUUGGUUGGGAUCUUCUACAGCUUGUGAACUGAUGUCACUCAGUAGUAUUUUGGGGAGGGGGUGAAGCUGUUGAUGGCUUUUCCCCAACCAGUUCUGAGCCUUAUGCAAACAAACAUUUGUAAUUGUGAUAAUUGCUUCUUCAUAUUGCUGACAGAAAAUUAAAACUCCAUCUGUACACUA
Molecule: messenger RNA, 1919 nt
Organism: Columba livia (rock pigeon)
Lineage: Eukaryota; Metazoa; Chordata; Aves; Columbiformes; Columbidae
Gene: GOT1
Product: glutamic-oxaloacetic transaminase 1
Exons: 9
Coding region: 136-1374 (412 amino acids)
Biological process (GO): L-aspartate biosynthetic process
Cellular component (GO): cytosol
Molecular function (GO): pyridoxal phosphate binding; L-aspartate:2-oxoglutarate transaminase activity
Source: RefSeq, a predicted model, not a curated record